UUUGACUGGCGGAAUACGACAGUCACGUGACCAUUAACGUCAACGACGUAAUGGCAGCCUCCUGUUUUGCAAGUGAGCACAAGGAACAGUAGAGUUUAAACAACACUUUUGGUAACAAAGAAUCACAUCUAAGGAGACGCUGCCAUGUCCCCAAAGAUCACUGUGGAGUUGCUGAGGCAACUCCGCCAGGCAAUGAGGAACGGCAAGUACCUCAAAGAACCCAUCCAGGCCUACAUAGUACCAUCUGGAGAUGCGCACCAGAGUGAAUACAUUGCCCCCUGUGACUGCAGACGUGAAUUCAUCAGUGGUUUCAAUGGCUCUGCAGGCACCGCCAUCAUCACAGAGCAGCACGCCGCCAUGUGGACGGACGGACGCUACUUCCUGCAGGCCAGCCAGCAGAUGGACACCAACUGGACCCUCAUGAAGAUGGGUCUGAAGGAGACUCCAUCCCAAGAGGACUGGCUCAUCAGCAUCCUGCCAGAGAACUCCAGGGUCGGCGUCGACCCCUGGAUCAUCGCAGCUGAUCAGUGGAAGAACAUGUCCAAGGCCCUGGCCAGUGCCGGCCACGCCCUGGUGGCCGUGCAGGAGAAUCUCAUCGACGCCGUGUGGGAGGACAGGCCGAUGCGCCCCAGCACGCCACUCAUCGCUCUGGGCCUGAAGUACACCGGUUUGUCAUGGCAGGACAAAGUGACCGCUCUGAGGGCAAAGAUGGCGGAGAGGAAGAUCUCCUGGUUCAUCGUCACAGCGUUGGAUGAAAUAGCUUGGCUUUUUAACCUGCGAGGAUCAGACAUCGAGUACAACCCAGUCUUUUUCGCUUACGCUAUCGUCGGGCUAAACUCCAUCAGACUCUUUGUGGACCAGAAGCGACUGGCCAACCUGGUCAUCCGCGAGCACUUGCAGUUGGACUCCCCUGGGCGGCCGGAGCUCAGCAUCCAGACGGCGCCCUACGAGCUGGUCCACACCGAGCUGCAGGCCAUCUGCGCCGCACUCGGCCCCAAAGAGAAAGUGUGGAUCUGUGACAAGGCCAGCUGUGCCCUCACCCAGACCAUCCCCAAGAUGCACAGGUCCCCCAUCCCCUACACACCCCUCUGCCUCGCCAAAGCUGUCAAGAACGCCACGGAGAUUGAAGGGAUGAAAAUGGCUCACAUCAAGGAUGCUGUGGCCCUGUGUGAGCUCUUCGCCUGGCUGGAGAAAGAGAUUCCGAAAGGCAACGUGACCGAGAUCUCGGCGGCUGACAAGGCGGAAGAGUUCCGCAGCCAGCAGAAAGACUUUGUGGGCCUGAGUUUCCCAACCAUCUCCAGCGUGGGACCAAACGCCGCCAUCAUACAUUACAGACCUCUGCCUGAGACCAACAGAACGUUGUCCUUAAAUGAGAUCUACCUGAUCGACUCUGGAGCCCAGUACAUGGAUGGGACGACCGAUGUAACCCGCACAAUGCACUUUGGGACGCCCACAGAUUACGAAAAGGAGUGUUUCACUUACGUCCUGAAGGGCCAGAUUGCUGUCUGUGCUGCAGUUUUCCCCAACGGUACCAAAGGUCACCUGCUGGACUCGUUUGCGCGGGCGUCGCUGUGGGAGGCGGGUCUGGACUACCUGCACGGCACGGGCCACGGCGUGGGCUGCUUCCUCAACGUGCACGAGGGGCCCUGCGGCAUCAGCUACAAGACCUUCGCCGACGAGCCACUAGAGUCCGGCAUGAUCGUCAGUGAUGAGCCUGGCUACUAUGAGGACGGCUCAUUUGGUAUCCGCCUGGAGAAUUUAGUCCUGGUUGUGCCCGCCAAUCCCAAAUACAACUACAGGAACAGAGGCAGCCUGACGUUUGAGACCAUCACGCUGGUGCCCAUUCAGAUGAAGAUGAUCAACACAGAUCUGCUCACGCAGAAGGAGCGUGAUUGGGUGAACGAGUACCACAAACAGUGCCGCGCCAUCACCGGAGCGGAGCUGGAGAGGCAAGGCCGCAAGGAGGCACUCGAUUGGCUGAUGAGGGAGUCUCAGCCAAUCUAAACGCUGGAAAACACAACCAACACAAGUUGUCAUUGAGUGACUUUUAUUUGAGCCAAUCUACAGUGACUAUUUUUAUUGUCUCCUUUCUCUCUCCUUCCUGUUUGUUAUAUGUCCAUAAACCAGACAGUCUUUCUUUCUUUCUUUCUUUCUUUCUUUCUUUCUUUCUCUCUCUCUCUCUCUCUCUCUCUCUCUCUCUCUCUCUCUCUCUCUCUCUCUCUCUCUCUCUCCAGCCAGCACAUUUCAUACUGUCUGUCACUCUAAACUCUUUAUUAUAAAUCAAUUAAAAAAACCCUACAAACUGCA
Molecule: messenger RNA, 2307 nt
Organism: Alosa sapidissima (American shad)
Lineage: Eukaryota; Metazoa; Chordata; Actinopteri; Clupeiformes; Clupeidae
Gene: xpnpep1
Product: X-prolyl aminopeptidase (aminopeptidase P) 1, soluble
Exons: 20
Coding region: 145-2004 (619 amino acids)
Molecular function (GO): metalloaminopeptidase activity
Source: RefSeq, a predicted model, not a curated record